AUGAUAAUUGCAGCAUGUCAUGCAUGUCCGAAGUUCAAAUUACCCGAUUGCACAGUUCUCAAAGAAGGCUUGCGUUGUGUAAACCCUAAAGUAUGGUAUCAUCGUGGCAGUUAUUGUUUGCAUGCUGAAUUCGCUUGCAAUCACAGUUUUCAUGCAGUGCAAGGACGAAUGAUUGACAGAAUCCGAUUGGAUGAUGAUUACGCGGAUCCAAGCAAAGAUGACGCAAAACACAAAACAUACGGUGUGCAUCAGUUACACAGAUUGGAUGAAAGAAUUCAACGUUUUCCUAUAAGGGGAUUUAAGCGUCUUCCACGUGAAAGUUUAUAUUGUAUGACUGAUAAACGAUGGUACUACCGUUCCAAUUAUCCGCCUCUUAUCAUUCGAACUGACCAGAUUUUCUGUUUAUAG
This is a messenger RNA of Loa loa (African eye worm), 408 nucleotides long. RefSeq lists its product as hypothetical. The record is from RefSeq and is a predicted model, not a curated record. Lineage: Eukaryota; Metazoa; Nematoda; Chromadorea; Rhabditida; Onchocercidae. The transcript has 2 exons. The coding region runs from base 1 to 408 and encodes 135 amino acids.